Morone saxatilis (striped sea-bass) is the source of this 1207-nucleotide messenger RNA. Its product is annotated as GDP-L-fucose synthase-like. The transcript is spliced from 10 exons. Gene Ontology annotation, biological process: nucleotide-sugar biosynthetic process. Gene Ontology annotation, molecular function: GDP-L-fucose synthase activity. The record is from RefSeq and is a predicted model, not a curated record. NCBI's taxonomy places the organism in Eukaryota, Metazoa, Chordata, Actinopteri, Moronidae. Bases 19 to 996 code for a protein of 325 amino acids.
CCAGCACAAAUAUAAAAGAUGGGGUCAGAGAUCAAAGCUGGGGGGCCAAUGCGUGUCCUGGUGACUGGUGGGUCUGGGCUGGUGGGCAAAGCCAUUGAGCAUGUGGUGCAAAAGGAAGCUGGGAAACUGGAGGGAGAGGAAUGGAUCUUCCUCUCUUCUAAGGACGCUGUUCUCGUAGAUGUCGGGCAGACCAGGGCUGUGUUCGAGAAGCACCGUCCCACUCACGUCAUCCACCUCGCCGCAAAAGUCGGAGGACUCUUUCUGCACAUGAAGGAGAACCUGCAUUUUUUGAGGGACAACAUCAAAAUCAAUGACAAUGUGCUACAAACAGCCCACGAGAUGGGUGUCACCAAGGUCGUGUCUUGCCUGUCCAGUUGUAUCUUCCCUGACAAAACCACAUACCCCAUCGAUGAGACCAUGAUACACAACGGACCUCCUCAUGACUCCAAUUUUGGAUACUCGCAUGCAAAAAGGAUGAUUGAUGUUCAGAACAGGGCAUACUUCCAGCAGUAUGGUCAUCGCUACACGGCGGUCAUCCCGACCAACGUGUUUGGCCCCUACGACAACUUCAACAUAGAAAAUGGUCACGUGCUGUCAGCACUCAUUAACAAGACCUACGAAGCCAAAAAGGAAGGAACUCCUGUGAUUGUAUGCGGCUCUGGAGCUCCCAGGAGACAGUUCAUCUAUUCUUUGGACUUGGGCCGUCUAAUCAUCUGGGCCCUGAGAGAAUAUAAGGAAAUUGACCCCAUUAUCCUCUCUGUGGGUGAAGAGGACGAGGUCUCAAUCAAAGAGGCUGCGGAGAUGAUAGCCAACGCUCUGGACUUCAAAGGCGAAAUACAUUUUGACACCACCCUGUCUGACGGCCAGAUGAGGAAGACAGCAAGCAAUGCCAAGCUAAGACGCUACCUCCCCAGCUUCACCUUCACACCUCUUAAAGAAGCUAUAAAGAUGACCUGUGACUGGUUUGUGGCCAACUAUGACAUUGCCCGGACAUGAAGCGACCAAACACUGAGCUGAUAAUGAACACUAUUCUGGGGUAUUGGUGUCAAGCAGGUUGUUAUCACUGUGCAAUACUGGUUUAUUAAGUACCUCAUUAAACUACACUGUGCGUAUCCUCUAGUAUAUUCAAAGCUGUUAUUAUAGGAGUCAUUUUAGCUACACUUUUCUUUAAUAUCGAAUGAAAUUGUUGAAUGAUUUAGAAAGUAAA